Carica papaya (papaya) is the source of this 2328-nucleotide messenger RNA. RefSeq names its product L-O-methylthreonine resistant 1 (gene OMR1). The record is from RefSeq and is a predicted model, not a curated record. Gene Ontology annotation, molecular function: L-serine ammonia-lyase activity; threonine deaminase activity; pyridoxal phosphate binding. NCBI's taxonomy places the organism in Eukaryota, Viridiplantae, Streptophyta, Magnoliopsida, Brassicales, Caricaceae. Gene Ontology annotation, biological process: L-threonine catabolic process; L-serine catabolic process.
UGGAAGAGAACAGAGUUGUUGGAAUAGGAAAGAGUGCGUGCGCAUUUUCCAUUUUCCCUCGUCGUUUUAGGAAACCCAGCAGACUAAACACGCUCACCCCGUUGUUUAUAUUUUCCUGAACAGGAAGCCGGAGAGAAAGCUGCGCGGCUGGUUGCAGCGCAAUCCUUCCCUUCCUAUUUCUCUUCAACUCUACAUCUCGCCGUUUUUGACAGAGGUUAUAAGCUUUCUCUUUCUCUUUUUUUCUCUCGACAAUGGAGGCCCUACGGCUGGCGUCAUCGCAGCCGCCGCUUCUCCGCCACAAGUGGGUCGCGCCAGCUGCUCCUCAAGCUGGAAGAAUGCGCCCCGUCAAGCCGUUUAUCAAGGCAUCUGUUUCCUCCAGAUCAACGGCCGAUGUUGCGCCCACCACUGUUACUCCCCGCGAAACACAGCCGUUGGCGGCUCCCCGCAAGAAGGUCUCCCCGAAUUCCCUGCAGUAUCCGACCGGUUACCUGGGCGCUGUACCGGACCGUACGGUUCUCGAUGCUAGCGACAAUAUUAUUAAUGCUAUGGGCUAUUUGACGAACAUUCUCUCCUCGAAAGUGUACGACGUUGCUAUUGAAUCGCCGUUGCAGUUAGCGCCCAAGUUAUCGGAGAGGUUUGGCGUUAAGGUUUGGUUGAAGAGAGAAGAUUUGCAGCCCGUUUUCUCGUUUAAGCUUCGUGGGGCUUACAAUAUGAUGGCAAAACUUCCCAAGGAACAGUUGGAAAGGGGAGUUAUCUGCUCAUCAGCUGGAAAUCAUGCCCAAGGGGUUGCACUAGCUGCCAAGAGACUGGGAUGUAGUGCUGUGAUUGCUAUGCCUGUUACCACACCAGAGAUCAAGUGGCGAUCAGUUGAGAAGUUGGGUGCAACAGUUGUUCUUGUAGGAGAUUCUUAUGACGAGGCACAAGCAUAUGCUAAAAAACGUGGCAAAGAGGAGAGUCGGACUUUCAUACCUCCUUUUGAUCACCCUGAUGUAAUUAUGGGGCAGGGAACAGUUGGAAUGGAAAUUGUGCGUCAAAUGCAAGGUCCCCUUCACGCAAUCUUUGUUCCCGUCGGAGGUGGUGGACUGAUAGCUGGUAUUGCUGCAUAUGUAAAGAGGGUUUCUCCUGAGGUAAAGAUCAUUGGAGUAGAACCCGCUGAUGCAAAUGCGAUGGCACUGUCAUUGCAUCAUGGGGAGAGAGUGAUAUUGGACCAGGUUGGGGGUUUUGCAGAUGGUGUAGCUGUUAAAGAAGUUGGUGAAGAAACUUUCCGAUUAUGCAAGGAAUUGAUAGACGGUGUAGUUCUUGUCAGCCGUGAUGCCAUCUGUGCAUCAAUAAAGGACAUGUUUGAGGAGAAAAGAAGUAUUUUAGAACCAGCAGGCGCUCUAGCGCUUGCUGGAGCUGAAGCUUACUGUAAAUAUUAUGGUCUGAAGGGAGAGAAUGUUGUAGCAAUAACCAGUGGGGCGAACAUGAACUUUGACAAAUUAAGAAUAGUGACUGAACUUGCAAAUGUUGGUAGGCAGCAAGAAGCUGUGCUUGCUACUAUCAUGCCAGAAGAGCCUGGAAGCUUCAAACGUUUUUGUGAACUGGUGGGUAACAUGAAUAUCACUGAAUUCAAGUAUAGAUGUAGUUCCAAAAAAGAAGCUGUGGUAUUGUAUAGUGUCGGGCUUCAUACUGUUGCUGAGCUCAAAGAGAUGCAGGAGAGAAUGGAAUCAUCUCAACUUAGAACUUUCAACCUCACAGCCAGUGACUUGGUUAAAGAUCACCUGCGUUACUUGAUGGGAGGAAGAUCCAACCUUCAGGAUGAGGUUCUUUGUCGAUUCAUCUUCCCAGAACGACCUGGUGCCCUGAUGAAAUUUCUGGACUCGUUCAGUCCACGCUGGAAUAUUAGCUUGUUCCAUUACCGCGGACAGGGUGAAACCGGAGCAAAUGUCUUGGUAGGAAUCCAGGUUCCACAGAGUCAGAUGGAUGAAUUCCGGACUCGUGCAGACAAAGUAGGGUAUGAUUAUGUUCUGGUAACUGAUGACGAUAACUUCCCACUCUUGAUGCAUUGAUAACUAGAAGUAUCCCUGAUAAAUUAUAGCUCGAGUUAAACCAAAUGGCUUAAUUCCGCAUCAUAAAAAGAGCUAGAAAAUUAAUAGAUUCCCGUUCUUCUCCAUUUUUAUAGCAGUUAGCUAGGACUGUUCUACGAUUGUUCUUUUCAGUCUGUGUAUAACUAGUUUCCGAUCCCGUCUGCCUGUAGUUGUGUAAAGACCAUUUAUUUGAAACAACUUGGUUUAGUGAAUUGAAGUCGUCUGUUUCCAAGCUUGCCAUCAAAUUGAAGUUGUUACGGCA